This is a messenger RNA of Aspergillus viridinutans, 3306 nucleotides long. RefSeq names its product bifunctional cytochrome P450/NADPH--P450 reductase. Gene Ontology annotation, molecular function: flavin adenine dinucleotide binding; iron ion binding; aromatase activity. The transcript has 4 exons. The record is from RefSeq and is a predicted model, not a curated record. Gene Ontology annotation, cellular component: cytosol. NCBI's taxonomy places the organism in Eukaryota, Fungi, Ascomycota, Eurotiomycetes, Eurotiales, Aspergillaceae. The coding region runs from base 1 to 3306 and encodes 1101 amino acids.
AUGGCAUGUCCAGUCCCUCGCGAAGAAAAAGAAUUCCGCACCCAGACCCAGACCAUCAUCGAGGAAAAGAUCGAUCACUCGAGCCUGCUCCCAAUUCCCUCCCCUCCGCACCAGCAUUACUUUGGUCUGCUGGGACACGCCCCAGACCUGGAUCCCGUUCUCCCAGUAAAGACCUACUGGCAACUUAUGGACCAGUAUGCACCCAUCUUCCAGCUCGAUCUCAACAUGCCCUAUCCACGCGUCUUUGUGGGGAGCCGCGAGCUCGUCAACGAGAUGGCGGACGACACCCGCUUCACCAAGUUCACUCAUCGACUACACCGGGAGAUGCGAGCUGUUUUCGGCGAUGGGUUAUUCUCCGCCGAGUCGACGGACAAGGCAUGGUGGAAGGCUCAUCGGCUUCUUGUUCCAGCAUUUGGCCCAGUCGGACUGAGCAAGAUGUUUGAUGAUAUGCAGGAUAUCAGUGCCCAAUUGAUCCUCAAAUGGGACCGAUUCGGCCCUGAACAAGAAAUCGAAAUGAUCGAGGACAUGUCGCGGCUCACCUUCGAUACAAUCGGGCUCUGCGCCUUUGGCUACCGCUUCAACGAGUUUUAUUCGGACGGCCCACACCCGUUCAUGAGACAGCUGAAAGAAUCGAUUGUGGAGUCGGGGAAGCGCGCCAAUCGGCCGGACCUGAUCAACCUGCUUUACUUCCGUCGAGACGAGGAGCAUCGACAGGAGAAUAUCGUGAAGAUGAGGGCGCUCUGCCGACAGAUCAUCCAGGAGCGACUUGAAAACCCCAAACCCGAAGCGAACGACCUGCUGAACGUGAUGCUCAAUGGCGUUGAUCGGGAGACUGGCGAGAAACUGGGGGUUGAGAAUGUCAUUUUCCAGAUCCCUACCCUUCUCGGUGGUGGCUACGAGACCACCAGCUCCACCCUCUGCUUCAUCUACUACUUCCUCUGCAACAAUCCCGACACGAUGCGCAAAGCCCGAGAGGAAGUGGACCGGAUCGUUGGCGACAACGUCCUCAACUAUGGCAUGCUGCGGAAGCUGAGGUAUCUUGACGCAGUCAUGAAGGAGGCGCUACGCUUGCAGCACCCUGUCAGUUUGCUGACCAGGUUCGCCGUCCGGGACACCGUCAUUGGAAACAAGUAUCUCAUUAAAAAGGGGCAGACGGUGUCCGGAAUCUGGCGCCAUUUCCACCGCGACCCCGACGUAUGGGGCGCGGAUGCCGAUGAGUUUCGACCUGAACGCAUGUUGGAUGUGAAUUUCUCCAAACUACCCACCAACGCCUGGAAGCCGUUUGGCGACGGCUUGCGGGCGUGCAUCGGUCGUGGCUUUGCGGAACAAGAGAUCCUCAUCAACCUAGCAAUGGUGUUGCAAAAGUUCGACAUUGAAAAGGCCAACCCAGCGUACCAGCUACAGCUCACAGGGCAAAUGGGUGUCAAGCCUGUGGAUUUCAAAAUCCGGGUCCGGCGUCGCUCAGACCGGACCCUGAUGACUGGCAUCCCUGGAGGAGUGGCAGCAGCGCAGGAGUCUGCAAAGGCGCCGCCUCGGCACCAGGGCCAGCCGCCACAGGACACCACGCCGAGACCAACCGGUGCGAAAAAAGCCGUGUCCGUCUUCUUCGGAGGCAAUCAAGGAACUUCGGAGAGCCUGGUCGACGCGCUUUCUAGGAUGACUCCUGAAUUUGGCCUCGAGCUCGAUGUACGGGAACUCGAUGCUGCGACGGAGAAUCUGCCGACGGACAAGCCCUGCGUUAUUAUCACGCCGUCAUACGAAGGUAGACCGCCGGAUAACGGAAAGAAGUUUGUCGCCUGGGUCGAAAGUCUGGCCUCCUCCAAGUGGGGGGGAAAGCUGCCAGCCGGAACGAAGUUUGCCGUGUUUGGCGUGGGAAACAGUGACUGGGUACAUACUUUCCACCGGAUACCCAUCUUGAUCGACGAGUGCCUCGAGAAGCUGGGUGCCGAGCGGAUCAUCGAAGCUGGCUUUGCGAAUGUGAAGCGCGACCUCGUCGGACCGUGGGAGGCAUGGAGCGAGAAGCUGUGCAUGAUUCUAUCGGGCAGUACGUCGCAGGAACAUCCCAGUCGGAUCGGCGUCGACGUGCACAUCGAGAACAGUGAGCUGCAGACACUCCCUCAGGCACUCGCCGGCGGCGAGGAAAUGUUCACAGCCGUCGUCACUGCCAAUCUUGAGCUGGCAGACACGACAGUGGGCCCUGCCAAACGACAUACUGAAGUGCGUCUUCCUGCCGGAUGUGGAUACCGAUCAGGCGAUUACUUGGUCAUCAAGGGUCGGAAUUCAGACGAAGCGGUGACCCGAGUUAUGAAGCGAUUCCGUCUCACUGCCGGAGACGUGAUGAGUGUCCCGCCGUCAAGCAAGAAGAAGAAAUUCCUCCCUGUCCAACCGAUGGCAGUGGAGCAUUUCCUUCGGAGCAGGGUCGAGCUCGCGGCGCCUAUCAGCAAGCGGCAGCUCGAGACCCUGGCCUCUUUCGCCAAAGGCGACACCGCAGAACGUAUCCAGCUACAAAGGAUGCUUGACGACACGUCCUACCAGCGCCUGCUGGACAAGAGAUACUCUGUCAUUGAUGUUCUCGAGGAAGUCCCCCAGCUGGAUUUACCAUUUGGAGUAUACAUUGACUUCCUCCUCCCGUUGGCGCCACGGGUAUACUCCAUUUCUUCCUCUCCCAUGCAAGGAGACUCGGUCACGAGCGUCACCUUCGACGUCUUCGAGGCCGAAUCCCUGAGCGGCCACGGCACGUUCCGCGGCGUAGCCAGCUCCUACCUCGCCAGCCGCACGCCAGGAGACUCGAUCGUCUGUUGCAUCCGGCCAACCAAAGUGCCCUUCCACCUGCCUCCAGACCCGAAGACGCCCAUCAUCAUGGUCGCUGCCGGGACCGGCAUUGCGCCCAUGCGAGCCUUCUGCCAAGAGCGAGCGGCCAUUUGCCGUGACGGACGGCAGCAGCUCGGUCCCGCCCUUCUCUUUUUCGGCUGCAGACACCCGGAGAAAGACUACCUGUACCGGUCUGAGUUUGAGGCCUGGGAAAAGGAAGGGAUCGUGGAGAUGAUUCCCUGCUUUUCGAGACCGGAUGACGGGCGCCGCAGACGAUACGUCUCGGAUGCGCUGUGGGAGCACCGGGAACGUGUCUGGCCGAUGUUUGAGGGCGGAGCAUGUGUAUACACGUGUGGAAGCGCGGGCAGGCUGGGGAGGAGUGCUGCAGCGACGUGGAGGCGGAUCUGGAUGGAGAAGACGGGCAGAAGUGAGGCCGAGGCACUGGAGUGGUUGGAUACGAUGAAGAAUGUUCAGUACAUUAGUGAUGUGUACUAA